AUGAACGGUGAAAUGCUCGAGGCCAAAACGAGCCGUGUUGACUGGUCAGAGGUCGUCGAUGUUGACACCUUUGCUCGAUUAUGUGAAUUCGCUUAUUUCAAAGACUACACACCCCCUUCAUCCCGUCUGGUGGAAGAUCGAAGUCCCCCGGAAGCCAAAAAGCCAAGCAAGAAGAAAAAGAAAUACAAAUCUCGACACUCGACUGUGAACUUGGAUGCCGAGGCUGCACCCGAGGCUGCACCCGAGCCUGAACCCGAGCCUGAAGAUUGGCCUGAACCCGAACCGUCGGAACCACCCCCGCCCGAUGACCCAGAAAUCAUGUACAAGGAGCGAAGUGUUGACACUGAACAACUACAAGACACAUUCGCAAGGAAUCUAGUCCUUUCAGGUCCAGUGUUUGAAGUGCACGAAACAAUUUCAAGUAAUUUUUCUUUUAUUUUCAUAAUAUCUUUUGGUAUUUUGAAGGGGUGA
Penicillium manginii is the source of this 471-nucleotide messenger RNA. RefSeq lists its product as uncharacterized. The transcript has a single exon. The coding region runs from base 1 to 471 and encodes 156 amino acids. The record is from RefSeq and is a predicted model, not a curated record. NCBI's taxonomy places the organism in Eukaryota, Fungi, Ascomycota, Eurotiomycetes, Eurotiales, Aspergillaceae.